UGAACCAGCAUGGGUGCACAAAUCUCCAAAAACGCCGGAAAGGAGGAAGCUGCGGUGGAGAAACCCGGCGAGGCUGCGGCUUCGACGGCAGCUGCCAAGAGUAAUGGACAGGAGAACGGCCACGCCAAAACCAACGGAGACGCCUCCCCGGCAGCUGAGGAGGCCAACAAGGCUGACGUCCAGGCCAACGGCAGCACCCCCACCCAGGAGGCGCCCAAGGAAGACUGUGACAAGGCAGAGGAAGCCGAGAAGGAACCUGGCGCCGCCACAAAUGGCGAGGCGGCCGCCAAGCCCGAGGAAGUCGCAGAGGACGGCAAGCAAAAGAAGAAACGCUUCUCCUUCAAGAAGCCUUCCUUCAAGCUGAGUGGCUUCUCUUUCAAGAAAACCAAGAAGGAGUCCGAAGAGGAGGAGAAGGCUGAGGGUGAAAAGGCGGAAGGGGAGAAGACGCCGGCCCAGGAGGAGGGUGCUGCGGCAGCAGUAGAGGAGGAGAAGGCCGAAGGGGAGAAGGCGCCAGCAAAGGAGGAGGUCAAGGAGGAGGCCAAGGAAGAGGCCGUGCCUGAGGAGCCCAAAGCCGACGAGGUGGCGAAGGAGGAAAAACCGGCAGAAGCCUCUUCACCAGCCGAACCAGAGGCUGCUGCAGCCGCCAGUCCAGAGGCCCCCGAAACCCCCGCCCCAGCUGAAUAA
Nerophis lumbriciformis (worm pipefish) is the source of this 684-nucleotide messenger RNA. The record is from RefSeq and is a predicted model, not a curated record. Lineage: Eukaryota; Metazoa; Chordata; Actinopteri; Syngnathiformes; Syngnathidae.